Molecule: messenger RNA, 4008 nt
Organism: Fundulus heteroclitus (mummichog)
Lineage: Eukaryota; Metazoa; Chordata; Actinopteri; Cyprinodontiformes; Fundulidae
Product: protein disulfide-isomerase TMX3
Exons: 16
Coding region: 54-1421 (455 amino acids)
Biological process (GO): peptidyl-cysteine oxidation
Cellular component (GO): endoplasmic reticulum
Molecular function (GO): protein disulfide isomerase activity
Source: RefSeq, a predicted model, not a curated record
GGGCACAACGUCAGCGGCAGCAUUUCCUGCUUGCUCUCUUUCCACUUGAAGCAAUGGCAGAAGUGAAAGCUUCCGUGAUUUGUGGAGUUCUGGCUGCUUUCCUGAGCUCGGCGGUGCUCGCUUUUGUUGAAGAUCUUGAUGAAACGUUUAAAGACACCAGGGAGAAUGACGUCUGGCUGGUUGACUUCUACGCCCCGUGGUGCGGCUACUGUAAAAAACUCGAGCCGGUAUGGUACGACGUGGGAGCUGAGCUGAAGAGCUCGGGGUCGCCGGUGCGCGUUGGCAAGAUGGACGCCACUGCUUACUCUGGAAUGGCCUCAGAGUUUGGUGUUCGAGGCUACCCCACGAUAAAGCUGUUAAAGGGCGACCUUGCCUACAGCUACAAGGGACCCAGAACAAAAGACGACAUUGUGGAGUUCGCCAACAGGGUGGCGGGGCCAGCCGUCCGGGCUCUUCCCAGCAAGCAGAUGUUUGAACACAUGUUGAAGCGCCACGACGUUCUGUUUGUGUACGUCGGGGCCGAGUCUCCUCUUAAAGAGAAGUACAACGACGCAGCAUCUGAACUUAUUGUCUAUACUUACUUCUUCUCAGCUUCAGAGGAGGCGUUGCCAGAGUCGGUGUCUUUGUCAGAGCUGCCUGCAGUUGUCGUCAUCAAGGAUGGAUCCCAUUUUACGUAUGACGAGUACGAGGACGGCAGCCUGUCGUCGUGGGUGAACAAGGAGCGCUUCCAGGGAUACCUUCAGAUUGAUGGCUUUACGUUGUAUGAGCUCGGAGAAACAGGCAAACUGGUGGCGAUCGCGGUCAUCAACGAGAAGGACCCCACAGAGGAGAGCGGCAGAUUAAAGACCUUGAUGCAGCGGGUGGCGAAGGAAUACAGAGAACAGUUUAACAGAGACUUCCAGUUUGGCCACAUGGACGGGAACGACUACAUCAACGGCCUCAUUAUGGGGGAAGUGGCGGUGCCCUCCGUCAUCAUCCUCAACACGUCCAACGAGCAGUACUUCCUGCCCAGCGAGCCGGUGGAGAGCAUGGAGCAGCUGGUCCAGUUCAUCAGCGGCGUUCUGAACGGUUCUGCACAGGCCUAUGGGGGCGACGGCUUCAUCCAGCGGGUCAAACGUGUGGCCUUUGACGCCAGGUCCACCAUCAUGUCGGUGUUUCGUAGCUCCCCUCUGCUGGGCUGCUUCCUGUUCGGCCUCCCGCUCGGCGUAAUCAGCCUGAUGUGCUACGGCAUCUGCACGGCCGAGUCCGACGACGGCUCGGACGAAAGAAGGGAGGGCCUCACUGACGAGGAGGAGGACGAGGAAGAGGAGGAGGAGGAGGAAGAGCAGCGACAAGCUGCUGAGCUGGAAGGCCCCAACGAUGAUGAUGAUGAGGAGGAGGAUGUCGGCGAAAAGGAUCCCGAAGUGAAGAAAACCGAUUAACGCUGGGGGCGCACAGCGGACGGAGGAUGAUCGGCUUAGUCAGCUGCAGCGACGUGAAACUCAAAGACAUGUGUGUGUGAUGCUACUUUGCGCCUUUGUUUUUCAUCUCACUUCCACUGAAGCUCCCACCGGCACCGAACCGUCUCCUACCUUUCAGUUCUGUGUGUCGGUGCGUUGGACGCGCUGCGCUGCGUGGCGAGGCCUCUGCGUUAAUAACAGCCUAUUCAGUUACAGGGCAUCAACAACAGAAGGGAUGGCUGUGAACACACCACCUUAUUUAUUGAUACAUCCAACCAUGUGAUGGGUUUCACUCGCUCUGAUAUUGUUACAUCAUUCGAAACCACUAAUACUUUUUUAUUUUUGUCCUGCUCUCUGAUUCAGAUCCUGAUAUUUGAAAUACAUAAUAGAUUUUGCAUUUGAAAUUACUCUGAGGUGUCCCAACGUACUAUGUGCCCUUUGAAAUUUUCACGUCGUCAAAUAACAACCACAAACCUUUUUGUUUAUUUUUUUGGUGACGGAUCGAAUCAAGUGGAAGUUAAAGGAUACAUGGUCUGCUGCAAGUUUUCGGGGGUCUCUUGCAGCUUUGCACGUAUUAAACAGGACAUUUUCACUCGUUCGUCUUUUCGACACAGCUAAGGCUCAGGAUGGAAGGUGUCUGUGAACAUAAAUGUGUAGGUUUUGUCAAAAAUAGCUCAAUUAGACGCUGGUCUGGGUCAUUCUGAGACAUUGAUUUGAUCCAAAACCAUUUUGGGAAAUCUUUUGGCAUUUUUUUCAUUAAUUUAGCAAUCUUGCAGCUUAAUGACAGACGUGCCCACCUGAGCUGUGGAUCUCUGCAGCUCCCCCAGACUAUACGUGGGCUUCUUGUCUGGUUCUCUGAUUAAUACACUUCCUGCCUGGCCUGUCAGGGUAGGUAGAUGCAUUUUUGCUUUCUCUAUAUUUCUCCAUGGGCUGUAGAAACCUUGUUGUUUCAGGACCCAAUCCCUCCAAGCUCUGCUGAUAGGGGUGACCUCUGAAGCCAAUUUGCCUCACAGUUUUUAUUUAGGAUCGGAGCAAAGAUUUUUUUUUUUUAAUUAUAAACUCAAGCAUAAUAUUCCUUCUCCUAAUUAAUAUACAGUUAUUAUAUAAAUUUGGUCUUUCACAGCAAAUCCUCCACUUAGAAUGUUGUUGGGUGUCAAAAUGGGAAAAAAUUUCAACUUUUGAAAGGGACUAUAAACUGGAGGCGUUAUGUGUGUAGAGAGAAAAAGAAGUGCCCAAAAAGGAGGAUCUGCCAUUAACGAAAUGUGCUUUUUUUAUUUUUUUUUUGUAUCGUUGACAUUGCCUGAAAACAUUUCUUCUUCUUCUUCUUGAACGGGUGCAAAGUGCCGAGACAGUCAUGCAUUUUAGGCUAUUUUUCUGUCAGCCACCUGUCGGUUUGCGUUGCAAGAUGACGACAGGCGCUUGGAUGGUAAUUUGUAUCACUCUCCGUGAUGCCCAAAAUAUGUGCGAUUUCUUUCUUUACAAAAAAAAAAAAAAGGGGAAAAAAAUCCAUUUCCACCCAAAAAUGACCAACCUACUGAACACAUCUUGUAUAGAUGGGUUCUGCCUGUCAAGCAAAAGCCAUAACAUGCAUCAAUGGCUCCUGUGGCUCUCCUAACAACUCUUAUUCCUCAAAUAGACAGGAGCUGUCUGUUGGCAUGUUUCAUUCUGUCCUCUAUCACUGGUUCCUUUAUACAAUUUGCCUGGCAGGUGGAAGUUUACAUCCCAGUGCUGUGACACGCACACUGAGCAUAAGAAAUAUGAGGACCCUUUUUGUUACAUCCUAUUUUCAAACGGACUCGAGGCUAUCUUUAUCUGGUUUUUCGUAUUUCUCUGACUAGAAUUUGUGAAUUGGGUUAAAUACUUUGCAGGUGAUGGCUUCAUGUUUUAUACAUCGCUUAUUUUAAAUGUUAUAUUGUUUUUUUGUUUUGUUUUUUAUGAAAAAUGCACAAAAUAGUUGGACUUUGAGGUCAACUUUAUUGCUUUGAAAACAUGCCGGUGCCCAGAAAUUAAUUUGACUCUAUAUUGUUUUGAGGAAAUACCAGAGCUGAAUAUUUUCCGGCACUGAUUUGUCCGCCCCAGUUUUCAAAAGGUUAGAAAACACACCUCGAUUCCCUUUUGAAAUUUGGAAAUACAACACGUUUCAAUAUGUACGUCAUUAUUAAAAAGACGGGAAAAGCUGACUUUGCUAAUAGAUGAUAUCUGCUCACCAGCAGCCAAUUAUGUAAAAUAACCAAGAAGAAUGUCGGGUGCUGUGUAAACUUAAACAAAUAAUCAAGUUAGACUUCUCAGCACAAGCUAGCCUGAUUUUUAUUUUCUUUUUUCUCUCUAGCAGAUGGAGGUCAUCUGAAAUCUCUACUGUGAAACUGAGCUUCCCUUGCCUUGUCUUGCCUUGCGGUCUUUGUAGUUGCCUAUUGUUCUUUAGCAAACCUUCUCUUUUAAGAUUGUGGAACUUUAUUACAAAAAGAUUUAAUUAAAGAUUUCCCCCUUUUUUCUUGUUGACUUGUCUGUUUUUCUGUUGUGUAUAAUUACUGUUAAUUGCUGAAAGUUUACAUUAAAGUACUUUUUGUUU